ACAUUUUUCGUAAGGCUGGUCACACUAUUCAAUCUGCCAACUGUCAAAAUAUCAGCUGUGUUGAUGAACAACAACCUUGUAUUUCAUCACACUCGACCCGCAUAAAUUAAUUCUGCGAUAGAAUUUUAAAACGAUGAAUAUCCCUCGAAUUCUAUUUAAAAAUACACAAAAUUCAAUAAAAAUCAAUUUAAGAAAUGUAAUUAUACCAAACUUUCAACGCACUGUAACAAAUCAAGCUCAAAGAGCACCAGAAAACUCCACCGAAGAUGGAACUACACAUUUUGGUUAUCAAACUGUGAAAGAAAGUGAAAAAGUUGAAAAAGUACACAAAGUAUUUGAGGAUGUUGCCAAAUCCUAUGACAUAAUGAACGAUGCCAUGUCCAUGGGAAUCCAUCGUAUAUGGAAAGAUAUUUUCAUGGAACGAUUGGGUCCAAUGCGUGGAGCGCGUCUGCUCGAUAUGGCUGGCGGGACAGGAGACAUUGCAUUUCGAUUUCUGAAAUACAUAGACAAACAACCGAAUCCCAGCAAUCGGGAAAGUCAUGUCACAAUAUCAGAUAUCAAUCAACACAUGUUGGAUGUUGGCAAAGUUCGAGCUGAUAACUUGGGGUUGACUCAGGAAAAACUCGAUCAAAUUUCCAUCGAAUGGAAAUGCGCUAACGCUGAGGAACUUCCAUUUGAUGAUAAUACUUUUUCAGCUUACACAAUUGCCUUUGGAAUUAGAAAUUGUACACAUAUUAAUAAAGUACUAUCAGAAGCAUAUCGAGUUCUUAAGCCAGGUGGAAGAUUUAUGUGCCUGGAAUUCAGUCACCUGAACAACGAAACCCUUCAAUGGUUGUAUGAUCAGUAUUCGUUUCAAGUUAUACCGCCAAUGGGACAGAUUUUAGCUGGUCAAUGGCAAUCGUAUCAAUAUCUUGUAGAGAGUAUUCGGAAGUUUCCUCGUCAAGAUGAAUUUAAGGAGAUGAUUGAGAAAGCCGGCUUUGAUAUGGUUCAAUAUGAGAAUUUGACAUUUGGGGUUGUUAGUAUACAUUCGGGUUUUAAAUUGUAAAAAGCAUAGGAAAUUAAAUAAAAUAAUCUGCGAUUGUAUUGAAA
Molecule: messenger RNA, 1089 nt
Organism: Episyrphus balteatus (marmalade hoverfly)
Lineage: Eukaryota; Metazoa; Arthropoda; Insecta; Diptera; Syrphidae
Gene: Coq5
Product: 2-methoxy-6-polyprenyl-1,4-benzoquinol methylase, mitochondrial
Exons: 4
Coding region: 134-1045 (303 amino acids)
Biological process (GO): ubiquinone biosynthetic process
Molecular function (GO): methyltransferase activity
Source: RefSeq, a predicted model, not a curated record